UCGUCCAAAAACACAGCGGGACUCCUGUCUGGAGGCGCAGCCGCGCCUAUACCCAAAUUCAGCGACCAAAGCAAAGGCGAGAUAAAGUUUGAAAGAACUUGGAACGUACAGAUUCACGGAAAAUACAUAGCCUCCCGUUUUGGGAGAGAAGAGGUGUAAACAGACUCAUAAGGGAAGGGAUAGAGCACGGAGGGGAGGGACCCAGUACGCUGAUGGACUUAGACCGAUAGGGUUUAUAAUGCGCACUGUCUUCUCACCCGUCUCCAUAUCUGUCCGUCUCUCACUGGCGGAAGAUGUAAUUGUUUUCUAGGACUAGGAAUUAUAUCAAGGGUGAAUCCUUUCUGCUGAAAGCAGUUAUAUUUUCCAUUUCCAAUGAUCAACUAGAGCUGAUCCUCCAUCGUCUCUCCGGUCUCCUGCGGGACGGGUGGCAAGAGAGGGUUGGGAGAGACGGGUGUUGAAGCUCUAGUGAAGGGUCUCAGCAGAAUAUUGCUGCAUUUCGGUGGUUCCCAACGGUGCAGUCAUGUGGCAAAGAAUUGUGAUUUGCUGUGCGCUGCUUGAGCUCUGUUCGGCGGCACCGCCCGCUCACAUCAACCGUCUGGCACUGUUCCCUGACAAGAGUGCUUGGUGCGAGGCCAAGAACAUCACACAGAUAGUCGGGCACACCGGCUGCCAGCCUCGCUCUAUCCAAAACAGGGCGUGUCUGGGGCAGUGCUUCAGCUACAGUGUCCCAAACACCUUCCCCCAGUCCACCGAGUCCCUGGUGCACUGUGACUCCUGCAUGCCUGCACAGACACAGUGGGAAGUGGUGACUCUGGAAUGCCCCGGCAGUGAGGACGCUCCUCGUGUGGAUAAACUGGUGGAGAAGAUCCUCCACUGCAGCUGCCAGUCCUGCAGUAAGGAGGGAGCCCAGGAGGGGGCAGUGAUGCAGCUCUACCCAUCAGAGAGCGCCCAGGACCCACCUACCCUACCAGAGAUCCACCACGGCGGCUCACCCCCUCACCCUCACACAGACACACACUCUCAGCAUGCUCACAAACACACAGAGCUACACCCGCACACACACACAUCUGAUGGAGGGUAGGUCGCUCGAUUGCCACGGACACUCCUCUCUCGCCAUUCCUGAUUCUUCUUCCAAACCUCUCUACAAGUUGUUUCUUCUUCUACAGUUACAGGAUGAUGCCUUUUCCCUUCUCUUCCAUUCAACCACUGUUUCUUAAAAGCACUUUGAAAGUAAAACUUCACUUAACAUGAAAAUGUAAACUGCUUAUAAAAGCACACACACACAGAAGCUCACUCAUGCUGUACUCUUCACAAGACAAUCACAGUAUAAAUAUGAAAAAAUGUAUGCACUCACUAACUGUAAGUCCCUCUGGAUAAGAGCGUCUGCUAAAUGACUAAAAUAUAAAUGUAAAUGAACGCAUAUAAACACACCAGUUUAUCUACACAAUUUUUGUCAUCUAACUUCUCACUUAGGACAAUGAAUAUCACAAUCCUACACACACUCAGGCAUGCACUCUGACACAACUAUAGACUUUUGAAGCAGUAGACUUAUUUCUGUUAAUCUGUCUUGAAAAAAAAAAAUCAUACAGCUACAGUACAAACUGUACAGUUUCUGACUUAAUUUCUGUCUAUCACCUAUUUGCAUUAGUAUCUGACCUAAAGCUAUAUGUUCCAAUUUGUGCUUCUCCUACGAGAAUAAAGCUAGUUUUGUUCAAUCUUA
Coregonus clupeaformis (lake whitefish) is the source of this 1720-nucleotide messenger RNA. RefSeq names its product neuroblastoma suppressor of tumorigenicity 1. Gene Ontology annotation, molecular function: BMP binding; receptor ligand activity. The record is from RefSeq and is a predicted model, not a curated record. The transcript is spliced from 4 exons. Lineage: Eukaryota; Metazoa; Chordata; Actinopteri; Salmoniformes; Salmonidae. Gene Ontology annotation, biological process: animal organ morphogenesis. Bases 521 to 1081 code for a protein of 186 amino acids.